This is a messenger RNA of Penicillium roqueforti, 294 nucleotides long. RefSeq lists its product as uncharacterized. The transcript has a single exon. Lineage: Eukaryota; Fungi; Ascomycota; Eurotiomycetes; Eurotiales; Aspergillaceae. The coding region runs from base 1 to 294 and encodes 97 amino acids. The record is from RefSeq and is a predicted model, not a curated record.
AUGAGCCAGCACUCCGGUGCGGCCUUGGUGGCCCCCUGGGACCCCUACCGUCACGCCUUCGAGGUUGGCAUCAUCAACCUCAAGGACAGCAUCGACCGUCGUGCCGUCCUGGCAAACACCAUCCCGCUCGAUUGCGAGGCAAUCGAGGCUCUCAGCACACACAUCUGGGAGACCAAGAUUGAGUUUGCGAGGGUCAUUCGCAACUUCCACGACCCCCUCGGGGCUGCCAUGCUGGCUGACCUGUUCCAGCGGCUGAUUGGCACCAUGCCCAAUGCCGAUGGGGUGAUCCCCUGA